This is a messenger RNA of Cladophialophora yegresii CBS 114405, 1128 nucleotides long. RefSeq lists its product as uncharacterized. The transcript has 2 exons. Bases 1 to 1128 code for a protein of 375 amino acids. Gene Ontology annotation, molecular function: oxidoreductase activity, acting on the CH-CH group of donors, NAD or NADP as acceptor. Lineage: Eukaryota; Fungi; Ascomycota; Eurotiomycetes; Chaetothyriales; Herpotrichiellaceae. The record is from RefSeq and is a predicted model, not a curated record.
AUGGCCCUCACCACGCAAAAUCUGGCCCUAAUCUUCACCAAAGUCCCCUCCCACAUGCCCAUCCCCGGCGAACACAUUCAAGUCCAAGACACCGGCGCCUUCGACAUCGACCAAACCCUACCACCCUCGGGCGGUCUCGUCCUCGAAACCCUCUACGCCAGCCUGGACCCCUACCUGCGCGGCCUCCUCCGCGACGCCUCGGUCAAAUCAUACAUGCCUGCCGUGCCAAUAGGCAGCCCCAUCUCGGCCGCGACGCUGUCCCGCGUCCUCCGGUCCAACAUUGAAGGGUAUGCAGCCGGAGACGUCGUCCGCGUGACCCUCCCGAUCCAGCAAUACAAUCUGUACGUGCGCAACGACGACCCCGCCAUCGAAUGGCAAAAGCCCUUCAAGGUCCCUAACCCGGACGACGAGGCGCUUGAUCUCCGCCACUACCUCGGCGCGCUGGGCAUGCCCGGACUGACGGCUUAUUCGUCGUUUUAUGAGAUCGGCCAGCCCAAGCGCGGGGAAACCAUCGUCGUGUCCUCCGCGGCCGGGGCCGUUGGGCAGCUCGUGGGCCAGCUGGCCAACCAUGAGGGGCUGACGGUGUUGGGGUCGGUGGGGAGCGAUGAUAAACUGGAGUUCAUCACGAAGGAGCUCGGUUUUGACGGCGGGUGGAACUACAAGGCCGAGAAGUCUACACAGGGGGCGAUCGAGCGGUUGGUGAAAGAACAGAAGGCCAAGGGUGGAAAAGCGGACGCGGACGAGACCCCGGGAGUCGACAUUUUCUACGACAAUGUCGGCGGCGAGCAAUUGGACGGAGCGUUUGAGUGUCUCAAUCUAUUUGGAAGAAUAAUCGAGUGCGGCCAAAUAAGCCAAUACAACCUCCCUCCCCAAGAACGAUAUCCCAUCCGCAACACCUUUUUGACGGUAGCCAAGCGCUUAACCAUGCGCGGAUUCCUCGUCGGCGACGCCGAAAUGGGCCCCAAACACAUGGAAGCACACAUGGAGAAUGUGUCGACAUGGCUGAAGGACGGGUCGUUCCGGGCCAAGAUCCAUGAGACCGUGGGCAUGGAGAGGGCGGGGGAAGCGUUUGUGGACAUGCUCAGUGGAAGGAACUUCGGGAAGGCGGUGUUGAAGGUCAAGGUAUAA